AUGGUCCGUUGUGCUUGUGCUUCCAAAGUUCUGAGAAUUCUUGGACAGAUGACGUUGAAGGCUUUGAAGGCUUUGAAGGCUUUGAAGGCCCGGCGGUGGGCUUAUGUCAGGGCAGCUUGGCCAGCUAACCAAGUCCGGAAAUGGUCUUUUGUCUUGCUGCGCCACGGCCGUCAGGCCCUGACCAAAGUGCAAGGUCUGGUAAGCUUGGUUCGGGGGGAUAUGACCUCUAUGAGAGGUCCCAAGGUACACCUGAAGUGGAACGAGUUAAGGGGUGCGAGCUCACUACGAAUCAAGAUCCGGCAGCGCAACAGUAGUCUGCAGCACCAUAUAGGAAGCAGUAAGGAUAUGAGGCAUUCAUCAUCUGUUACAUACAUGGCUGACCUGGAACUUGCGAUCCUACCGAAAGAAGUUGAACCAUCUUGUCGUUACGUUCAUGGUGGAAGGGGACGGGGACCAGCGUUCAUUGGCCUCACGUUGCUGGCUCGUAGAUUGGCAACGCCUUUCGAGAAUUAA
This is a messenger RNA of Paracoccidioides brasiliensis Pb18, 513 nucleotides long. RefSeq lists its product as uncharacterized. The record is from RefSeq and is a predicted model, not a curated record. The transcript has 2 exons. The coding region runs from base 1 to 513 and encodes 170 amino acids.